AUGGGGGAGGGGGAGGUCGCGGAGGAGAAGGGCGGGCCGCCCGACCUGUUGGAUGUUCCUGGCGGCGUCCUGUUGGAGGUCAAGAAGGAGGCCGUGAUGCUGCUGGGCGGCGGAUUGGGCGGGGAGCCUGCUCCCGUGUUGGGGGUUGGCGAUUUCGUUGCAGAAGGGGAUAGUUUGGAGGCAGCGAUUGAUGCCGAGAUGUGUACAGUAGCUCCCGUUGAUGCUGAGAUGAGUCCUAACCAUUUUGGUAUAAUUUUCAGAGCUAAUUGUGCAACCAUAGUCAUCCCCAGGGGUGCCACUUUUCAUACCAUAUAG
Molecule: messenger RNA, 315 nt
Organism: Triticum turgidum subsp. durum (durum wheat)
Lineage: Eukaryota; Viridiplantae; Streptophyta; Magnoliopsida; Poales; Poaceae
Source: the annotation of a GenBank genome assembly